AUGUCUCACACCCACGGCCCCGCCCCCAACGCUACCUUCCCCGCCAUCAUCUGGCAUCCCUCUUUCGCCCCGGGCCAGCAAGGCCAAGGCGGUAAGAGCAAUGGCGCCGGCCAAGUCGACUCUUCCAACGUCCUCAGGCCUUGGGCUCCUGCCGGGGAUGGUACCCAAGGCGCUACCAAAGACGUCUCCUCCCUCUCCCUCUCCAAUAACCAACAGAACCCCCCUGCGUAUUACGUCGCUUACCCCGAACUCACCUGCCUCCACUGCCUCGGCGCCAACCCCCCCGGCAAGCUCGGCUACGUCGUAUCUUACGUCCCCGCCGACGCCCAAGGCAACCCGCUCCCUCCCAAUUCGUCUUCUUCCUCCACCAAGGGUACGACGCAGGCACUGCCAAAUGGUAGUGGCUCCAACGUCAACUUUCCGUCUACCACCUCGGCGUUGGGAGAUGACCGCCGUGGACGUGGACGUGGGGCGGACCAAGGGCAAGAGCGCAGGCAGAGGUCGACCAGUGCGUUUAGGGCUGGAGAGAUCUUGGGAGGGAAAAGUUAUGUGCCGGAUGAGGGAGAGGAGGACCAGGUUGGUGACAUUGAGUAA
Messenger RNA from Cryptococcus wingfieldii CBS 7118, 594 nucleotides. RefSeq lists its product as hypothetical. The transcript has 2 exons. The coding region runs from base 1 to 594 and encodes 197 amino acids. Lineage: Eukaryota; Fungi; Basidiomycota; Tremellomycetes; Tremellales; Cryptococcaceae. The record is from RefSeq and is a predicted model, not a curated record.